AUGGAAGAGGCUUUCAAUGCAUUCUACAGGACCCUAGAUCCAAAAAAAUUCAAAUAUUUUAUCAAGGGCGAAUAUUACUACAUAUACAAUACAGACUUGGACUAUCUUCCGGCCGAACUCAGACCUAGAAGUGAGAAAAGCACGUUUGUAAGACUACAGAGCGUGGAAAAUGUUGUUAAAGAAAUGCUAAUGGUAAAGAAAGUUCCCGUAGAGGAAUACUGUGAAUACACACUAACGAAGAAGGGAUUCCCCGGCAACCACUGCGACUUUCUAGAUAUCUGCAUCGGAGAUGGAAUUCCUCCAACCGUCUUUGCUGUUGUAUUGAUAGAAAAUUCAGAAAUUGAUGUUUCGUUUAUAAAAGAUUCAAAGAUACUUAAAUGUAAAUUUCAUGAUGAUGAUCUGCUAAGCAAUCUCUUUUCACUUUGUAGUUCAAACAACUGCAUUGAAAUUGUGUUUAACAAGGCCUUACCCAAUAACUCAAGCCUUGAGAGGAUAUUCAACAACUGGGGAAUAGCAUGCAUCGAAUCAAAAUGCAAAACCAGCGAAGAGAUGAUUAAAAAGUAUAUGAAGAUGGACCUUGAGGUUGCAGAGUUCGCAAAAGAGGACUGUUGUGUAGUAAACAUUGCUGAUUUCGAUCUGGUUGAUUUUGGAUUGGCUACUCAGCAGGGAAAGAGGCUUCUGAAUCAAUGGAUACGUAGUCCCUGCUUGAAUCAAUCUGAAAUUAAUAGAAGACUGGAUCUUGUCGAAAGCUUUAGCAGAAUUAAUAUUUCUGUUUGCAAAUUUAUUGAUUUGAAAAGAAUCAUAGCGAGGAUAUGCAGCAGAUCAAUUACUACUCAGGAAACUGUCAAGCUUUGCCAGACUCUUGACCAGAUUGAAGGCCUGAUCGGUGCAUUCAAAGAUAGUGCCUGUUCAAGCACUGGUUUGGUUGUUGAUAGUUUCAUCAAUCCACUAGAGAGCUUGAAGACUCUGUUCCUACCAGCUACCCAGCAAAUAAAAGACACCCUUGAUUUUAAUACUUCACGUGUCCAUACAUGUCUUUCUGAGGAUCUUAAAGGACUGGAAAAUCAAAAAUUUGAAAUUUUAGCGGAGAUUGAAAAGGAGUUUCUAAAGGUAAAGAAAGAUUAUCCGCGUGUUUCAUUUUCAAACAAACACUUUAAGAUAUCCAGACUUGAGUACAACCAAUCUGACUUUGACUCCAAGAAAUACGUAGUCGCUUCUAUGCUUAAAACAGGUGUGCUCUUCCUCACGAAAAAUUUAUCAGACCUGAAUGAAAAGAUUUUGGCAGUCGAAAGCGAAAUCACAAAAAUCGAAAACCAAAUUUUUCAAUCACUAGCCAGUACUUUGCUGAACUUUACAAGUUCACUGGAGGCAUUUAACUAUCUAGUUGCCUUGAUUGAUAUUUACAAAGCAUUAUCAUCUAAAGUCGGCUCAGAUCUGUAUUCAAGGCCAGUAUUUAGCGAAACCAUAUAUGAAGUUGAAGGCAUGCACCAUCCACUAUUAGAGCACAAGGACUGCAUUUUGAACAGUGUAAAGUUCACCAACAGUGUCUGUAUACUGACAGGCCCCAAUAUGGGCGGGAAAAGUACAUUCAUCAAGACGCUUGGCAUUGUUAGUUUGUAUGCACAGAUAGGCUGCUAUGUUCCUGCACAGUCUGCAACCUUGCCCAUAUUUGAUAAAAUUUUUUUCAGAAUCGGCGCCAAGGAUUACACCAGUCAAAAGCUAUCCACUUUUAUGGUUGAGAUGACAGAGUUGAACAGGAUAUUGAGAACAGCCACGCCACGAUCCUUGAUUCUUAUUGAUGAGCUUGGACGAGGAACUUCUGCGUCUGACGGUCUGAGUCUUGCAUUAGCAGUGCGCGAUUACCUGAUUAAACUUGGCGCAAAGGUUGCCAUGGCAACUCACUUUAGCGAAUUAGGAAAUGAGGCAACAAUGAAUAAGAAAAUGUGCGUUGAGGGCAAUGUUCUAACAUAUAAGGUUGGAGACGGCAUUUGUGAUCUUUCGUUUGGAAUUAAUGUUGCAGAGCUGGCUAGAUUCCCAGAACAGGUAGUAAAUAGUGCAAGAAAGUAUUUAAAUAAUUAA
This is a messenger RNA of Vittaforma corneae ATCC 50505, 2079 nucleotides long. RefSeq lists its product as uncharacterized. Gene Ontology annotation, biological process: mismatch repair. The transcript has a single exon. Lineage: Eukaryota; Fungi; Microsporidia; Nosematidae. The coding region runs from base 1 to 2079 and encodes 692 amino acids. The record is from RefSeq and is a predicted model, not a curated record. Gene Ontology annotation, molecular function: ATP-dependent DNA damage sensor activity; mismatched DNA binding; ATP binding. Gene Ontology annotation, cellular component: nucleus.